Molecule: messenger RNA, 1459 nt
Organism: Podarcis muralis (Common wall lizard)
Lineage: Eukaryota; Metazoa; Chordata; Lepidosauria; Squamata; Lacertidae
Gene: SUMF2
Product: sulfatase modifying factor 2
Cellular component (GO): endoplasmic reticulum
Source: RefSeq, a predicted model, not a curated record
CGAUUCCUUGCCUUACUCUCGGUUCCCUUUGCUGCCUUCAGCUGCAACUCAAUUCUGGGCGCGGGAAGGAGCCGGCGGGCGUCUCUCCCGGUCCCGCUGCCAUGGCGUCCGGACCGGCGUCGGGGCGCCGCGGCCUCGGGGUGCUUUGGGCGGGCCUGAUCUCCGCCUGGGCGCUGGCCGGGAGCAGCUCCCAGCAGCCCGCAGACGACAGUGUGGUGUGGAUUUCUGGUGGGGUGUUCCAAAUCGGGGCAGGUUUCUUGGACGGUAAAGAAGGAGAUGGAGCCUUCAAGAAAGUCAAACCAUUCCUGAUGGACAAAUAUCCAGUCACCAAUAAAGACUUCCGGGAGUUUGUGAGAGACCAGAAAUACAAAACAGAAGCUGAGCAAUACGGGUGGAGCUUUGUCUUUGAGGAUUUCGUCCCCGAAGAGCUGAAGAAGAAGGUGACACGGAAGCUGGAGUCUGCCCCGUGGUGGCUUCCUAUCGAGAAAGCAUUUUGGAGACAGCCCGCAGGUCCCGGAUCUGGCAUCAAGGAGAGGCUGGACUUCCCGGUGCUGCACGUGAGCUGGAACGAUGCCCAGGCCUUCUGCGCGUGGAGAGGGAAGAGGCUGCCGACCGAGGAGGAGUGGGAGUUUGCUGCCAGGGGGGGUCUGGAGAACAGAUUGUAUCCUUGGGGGAACAAAUUCCUCGCCAACCGUACGAACCUCUGGCAGGGUGAUUUUCCUGCUGUCGACACAGCUGAAGAUGGCUAUCAUGGGGUCUCCCCAGUGGCUGCGUUUCCUCCUCAGAACAACUACGGGUUAUAUGACCUGUUAGGAAAUACCUGGGAAUGGACAGACUCAGAGUAUAGUCCAGAAGGGGCUACCAGGGUCCGCCACUCUGCUCAGGGGAUGCGUGUUCUGCGGGGAGCCUCUUGGAUUGACACGGUGGAUGGAUCAGCCAAUCACAAGGCUCAGCUGACGACAAGGAUGGGGAACACUCCAGACUCGGCCUCGGACAACCUGAGCUUCCGGUGUGCUGCCAGCCUUGCCAAGCAGCCGACCCCGGCAACUGGGAGCGAAAAAGCAGAGCUCUGAAGGGGCUUCCUCCCAAAAGGAAGGAACAGACCUUUUCUCCAGUGGAGAGACCGGAUCCCCGCUUUGGUUCUGGGGAGGAGCCUCUUGUAAAAGGAGGUUUAGGAAGGGCUGAAUUGAUGAUGCUGCAAGUUUGAGGCAAAGGUGUCUUCCCCAACUUAGUAUCUUUCAUAUGUGGUCAGACCCUCAGGGUCAACCUCCUCCAAUGCAGGAAUUACAGCUCUAUAUCAGAAUCAUAGACUUGGAAAGGACUCUGAGGGUCAUCUAGUCCAAGCCCCUGCAAUGUAGGAAUAUGCAGUUGUCCCAUAUGGGGAUCGAACCUUGCUGUAACCAAUGGAAGGCCACCCAACCUUUCUAUAAAAACCUCCCACCAAGGAGAGUCCACCACC